This is a messenger RNA of Bacillus rossius redtenbacheri, 4951 nucleotides long. RefSeq names its product coiled-coil and C2 domain-containing protein 1-like (gene l(2)gd1). Gene Ontology annotation, molecular function: RNA polymerase II cis-regulatory region sequence-specific DNA binding; DNA-binding transcription repressor activity, RNA polymerase II-specific. The record is from RefSeq and is a predicted model, not a curated record. Gene Ontology annotation, biological process: regulation of transcription by RNA polymerase II. Bases 135 to 2708 code for a protein of 857 amino acids. Gene Ontology annotation, cellular component: nucleus. NCBI's taxonomy places the organism in Eukaryota, Metazoa, Arthropoda, Insecta, Phasmatodea, Bacillidae. The transcript is spliced from 16 exons.
CCAAAUCCAUUCUUUUGACUCCGGUCGUGAACAGAAGUAAUUUGAGAGGUUGAGUCAUGUUUUCGUUGAAUCUAACUUAAAUAAUAAGAUAUUGUUUUUGUGUAAGUUGUCUAAUGCUUCUUUUAUAAUUCGAAAUGUUCAAACGAACUAAAGAGAAGCCUCGUCCCAAAACUAGAGCGAAGGGAGGUCUGUCUCAGUAUGGGCUGUUUGAAGUACCAGACAUCGACAACAUGACGGGCAUGGAAAAUGCUGAGCAAGAUAAUGACGAUGACCUUGAAGCAGAAUUAUUGGCAUUGACUGCUGAUGACACACCAAAACCACCCAAACGAGUGCGGCCACCUCCUGUUCCGAAAGCAAAUCUAGAUGCAAUGGUGGCAGAGAGCAUGAAAGAAAUUCCAUCGGAUGAAGAACUUUCAGGAGAUGAUGACGAUCCAGAAUUGCUGGCCGAGCUAAGCGAGCUCCAGGGUGACGAGGCAGAGCCUGCCCCUGUGGCACCCGCGCCAGCACCCAGCGCCGACUCCCCUGCCUCUGGGGGCAGCCUCGUUUCAGUCCUGGAGGAACGACUGAGAAUGUACCAGGAGGCCGAGAAGAAUGCCAAGGCAGCUAACGAGUCCUCCAGAGCCAGAAGGUUUGGACGCGGUAUCAAGACCCUGAUGGACCAGCUGAAAGCAGCCCGUGCAGGGAGAGUGGUCAACGAGGAGGACAUACCACCGCCAGUGGCAGUGAAGCUCCACAAACCUGCCGACGUGCCGCCAGCGACAGACCAGGAUGACGUGGCCCCUCCUCCCGACGCCGAGAAUGUGGCGCCCCAUCGUCCAGCACCCUUGCCACCUAGCCCGCCUGCUGCAGAGCCCGCUCCGGACAGCAGCGAGCCCACCCCAGACAGCAGCGAGCCCGCCCCGCCUGCUGCAGUCGUAGACCCCGGCUUGCUGGAUGUCCUGACCACAAGGAGGGAUCAGUACAAGUUGGCAGCGCUCAAGUUCAAGAAGGCUGGGGACUCUGACAUGGCCCUCAAGUGCAUCCGUACCGCAAAGCAAUUCGAGCUCGUACUAGCUGCUGUGAGCAGUGGGCAGUCAGUGGAUCUGAGUCAGAUGCCGCCCCCACCCUCGGAGUUGGACUCCGUGACAGCAGGCGGGGUCGCGGAGCCCCGGAGGCAGGACACAGAGACACAGAACGCCUCAGACCCGCAGCCUCCGGCUCCGGACAGCCAGCCUGCUGUCGACGGGCCACCUGCAAUGGACGAGACAGAGCUGUUCAAAGCGCCGCCACCCCCGGCCUCCGUGAUGGAGGCCCUGGAGCAGCGGCUGGCCAAGUACCGCGGAGCGGAGCAAGCGGCCAAGGAGGAGGGCAACUCCGGCAAGGCGCGGCGCAUGGGCCGCAUCGUCAAGCAGUACGAGAACGCAGUGCGGCUUCACAAGGCGGGGAAGCCGAUACCGGUCGACGAGCUGCCGACCCCACCCGGUUUCGCCCCGAUCCCGGUCCCAGGAGUGGCAGCACCACCUCCACCACCACCGGUCACGCCUCCGCAGGCCAGGCCUGUGCCCCCCUCCCCUCGGCCUCCCCGGGCCGAGCCCGAGUCGUCGCCCUCCUCCUCCCGCUCGUCGGGCUCCCCGGCAGCGUCGCCGGCGGAGAGGGCCAACGUCCGCAAGAGCCCCCAGUCCAGGCAGGAGAAGCAAUUGGCGUUCCUGCAGGCCCGGCAGAAGGAGUUCAAGCUGGCUGCCCUGCAAGCCAAGCAGAAAGGCGAGAUCAACCAAGCCAAGGAGUACCUGAGGCUGGCGAAGGGGUUCGACCCUCUCAUUGAAGCGUCCAACUGCGGCUUGCCCGUCGACAUGGCAACUGUGCCGGUGCCUCCUGAUUCAAAAGUGGUGCUGGAAUCAGAUUUUGACAUAGUAACGGUUGAUGACUGUAUCCCGGGAAGUGAUGCAGAAAUAUUUGAAAAGCUGGAGGAAGAUUUGUUGAAGCAAGCCAAGAUGUGUUUGACUACACGUGACCACUUUAAGGCUAUUGGUGACGUAGCAAGUGCCAACAGAUUCGAACAGCUGGCCCUGCAUGCAAAGAAGGAUUUGAACGCAGUACAGUGUGCUCAUCGACGCAGUGAAGCGAUUCCAAAGUUUCACUACGAAACAAAAACCUUUUCAAUUGUGCAGUGCUGUACAGACCUUGGUGAUAAUGAUUUGGAGUUAACAAUAAUUCGUGGUAUUAACUAUACUGUUUCGAAUCCCAAGGAUGUUGACACAUACGUCAAGUUCGAGUUUCCUUAUCCAAGCGAAGACCCUCCCAAAGAUCGCACGGCCGUGGUGAAAGACACAAACAACCCGGAAUACAACCAAGUGUUUCCACUGACCAUUGCCCGUAGUUCGCGAACUUGUCAGAGAAUGUUUAAAAGACAUGGAAUCAAGUUGGAAGUGUGGUCCAAAGGGUCAUGGCGACAUUGUAUGUAUAACGCCAUGUGUUGUUGUUGUGUGGAGAACAAUAGUAAACCAGAAACCACGAGUGGUUUCCUGCGUUACGACACGUUGAUUGGAACAGCAACCGUGAAGCUCCAACCCCUGGAAACAAAGUGCAUUAUUCACGAUUCAUUCGAUCUGCUGGAGGGCCGGAAGCCGGUGGGCGGCAAGCUGGAGGUGAAGGUGCGGGUUCGCAACCCCAUAGUCAUCAAGCAGGUGGAGCAGGUGCAGGAGAAGUGGCUGGUGAUAGACCACUGGUAGCGGCAUCUCUCCCGAGGAUCACAUCUGUAUUUUAUAUGCUUAUACAUGCAAAUGCUGUGAAACAGCGUGUGUACAACUGCAUGUGCAAGAGAUACGAGUUGUGCAGCUAGCUACGUAAAAUAUCCUUUAUUUAUUCUAAAAAAGCAUGAAUUUAUAUGUGAGUUCUGCUUGGCGUAAAUAAGACACGUGCAUGACGUUAAGUACUUUUGGUAUUUCUUUCGUACUUCUUGGUACAAAGAUGUAAAUAAUGCAACUGAAAAUUUUCAAGGAAUACAGUGAAUGAAUAAUGCAUUAUUAAAGUACUCAUUGUUUGCUUUUUAAGUUAUUGUUAUAUUCACAUUCAAAUAUUUUCUAUCUUCUACAAACCAAUUAGUAUCUUCAGAUUCCUGAUGAAGUACAUUUGGUAUGAAUUCAGGCCACCCAUUCCAAUGUUAUAUUAUAUUAAAAAAAAUUCCAUAAAUCAUAGAUAGUGAUAAAUAAAUAAGCAGAUAUUAUUAGGUGUGUUAUUAUAUAUUGCUGAUGUAAUCAAAUUUUAUUUAGGUAAUUUAAGUACAUCAAUCCCUCACUUAGUAAGUCUUCAUAUUGCGCAAAUUCAUUUAGCGCGAUGUUAAUUUUAAUGCCCCAGUCUUGAAUAGCACGUCUGUAAAUUUCAGUUAGCGCGAAAUCUCCGCAGGCAAAAAAAAAGUCGGGCAUGACACCACGAAGUCUGUUUCAACUUCUGUAAACAACAGAUGUGCUGUGGCAUACAGUUAGCCUUACAAGGGGGGGAAGAGAUGCGCGCGCAGAUCUGGCUAUGCUAUCAGCUGUUGUACAAACAUCAGCUAUGGCAAGUUAAGUUGCGGCUAUGGAGUGUAAAGGACCAAAUGUUUUUACGUCUGCACGUAUGCCUCCGUGCCGUCCCGUUAUCGCCCAUCUACAGACCAGGCCGUGAUGAACUUCAGUCUAGCCAGUGGCAGGGAACUCACACAACACAAAGCAACAUUUGCCCAUUCAUCUGCUGGUAACUGUACGUGCGAAAGCCCCUGCAGUGGGAAUUAUAGUGGAAUCAUGACUUCCAAGUGAAGCAUAAUGCAUCAUGUUCAAGUGUUUGAGACAAAACUAGAAAUAUUACAGUGUGCAGAUUGUCAUUAAGGCCACAGUUAUGUUGGUCGCACUUAAGUUUUUAAGCAAGUCAAUUGUGUGCCAAUCGUACAAAAUAAGGACUCUAUCAAAUGUUUAUAUAAGUCUGAUUCUGUUGGUUGUACUAAUGGAAAUAUAUUUGAUAUUUGAUACCGGAACAGAAACGAACAGAUGAUUCAGAUGGAAAAGGUUGUUAAAUGAAUGGUGCAAUGAAAAAAAAAUCACAGGACUGACAGAUUGAUGUGAACCAAGCGGUGAAACACAAAUAAGCACUUUCAUUUUUGAAAAAUUAAAAAUGUAAAUAUCCGGACAGUAAAGGAUCGUUUUAGAAAUUUCGCGGGGUACGCGACGUGAGUUGGUCACGCCUGGGCGGGCAAGUCAACCAGCUGAUUGAUGAUAACUAUCUCCCAUUACACUGCGUGGAAUUUGUUAUACAAAGUAUUCAAUGGUGUGACAUAUUUAUCAUUGAGUGUUAUUCUAUACAUUUAUAUUACGUGAAGAAUAUUUCCCUACACAUUUUGGAACACAUUAAGUUAAUUAGCCUUGCUAUUUAUGGAGACAAGUGCUUCAGAUUACACGAUUUUGGAUAACACGAACAUUUUUAGGAACGCAUUAGUCGUGCUAAGUGAGGGAUUGGUGUAUUGCAUCUGUGAUAUACAAACCCUGAAAAAUGUAUUGAAAUGUAUUGUGUGUUCUAUAUAAUGUAGAAUUGUGUUUAUAGACUUUAAAAAAAAACCUUGAUUACAAAUCAAUUUGAUCUGUUUCAUAAAGAACAUUGUGGAGCUUGUAUACAUUGUACAUAAAAUUUAAAAAAAUAAACAUUGUUCCUGAUAUUCAGAUUAGAGAAUAAAGAUUAGUGCUGAAAUCUUCUCAUUAGUAUUGUAUUAUUUGACAGAUGGGAAAAAAUCUAUUUUUAAAGCUUUUUGCACGUAAAAAUGUGUGCUAAAAUAAGUGUUCUUAUUCUGUAAUCUGUUUUAAUUUCUGUAUAUGAUUUCACUCAUGCUGUGGUUUCAGUGCUUAUAGGAUUGUUACAAAAUGAAGUAUUGUAUAUUUUUAUAUUAUUUAUGUGCAAUUUUAGUACUGAAAUGUGUGCUUAUUGAUUCAUUAAAAUAUAAAUUGUUGAA